UUUUCUCAAAGUGACAAAAUUUACUGUUCUCACCGUAUCUUCGAAGAAAACAAGCUAUCAGAGAGUAGCACAAAAGAAAGCUUGAUACUUUUGUACUUCUCGUGUAACAUCAUAGCCAAAGAACAAUGCAGUUUUGCUGAAGGCUAAUUCAUUUUGCAUUAAAAAAGCAUAAGAAAAACGCACUAGUAUAUUUUCUUAUAAUCUUUUAUUUGUUUAAAGAAAUGGUUUAAAGCUUUUCCUUUUCUUUUGACAACAAAAGCGCUAUCAUAACCAAGGGUACAUAAUAUUCCGCUGUUAUUUAAAGAAGCGCUAAUAACAAGAGAUACAUCUGUUUUUUUUUUCCUUCUUCCUUUUUUUCUUAUCGCAGGCCAAUGUAUAUAAUUCUAUGAAGGCCCUUGUAUUGGUUCUAUCUACAUUAGUUAUAUACAUUCAUUCUAUAUUAUGUAUUCAAAAUGAAUGCACUUUCCCAUGCUUGCAUAAUAAUGAAGUGUGUGAAGUAACGAGUGGUUAUUCAAGAUGUGCAAUCAAGACAAACACAACAAGGUGGAUUCUAACGAGUGCAACAUCGGUACCAGUUUUUGUAGGUAACACGACCGCCCAGCUGGGAGAACCCUGCGAACGGCCACCUAUCACUAAUACAACUAGAACGUACGAUCCAUUCUACGGCAACUGUGCACGGUUCCUGUAUUGUGGCUUAUCUGGAGUAUGUAUGCCUAAACUACACCAUGGCGAAGUCUGUGAAUCUUCAAGUCAAUGUGUUCACAGACUGGUAUGCGUCAACAAAACCUGUCAGCUUAAUUCGCCGUCGAUAACCAGUAGCCUUAAUACAGUUCAUAUCAUACUCUAUACCUUGGGCACAGUAGUUAUCAUUGCCAUCAUGCUGUUCAUCUAUAUUAAGGCCAGACAUAUAAAGAAUCAAAAGAGAGAGAGAGGCGGAUCAAGCAUGACCCAAAUACAAUCAUCAUUACCAACCGCAACAGUAUUGACGACGUCAACGGCAAACCCUGUAAAUCAGCAUGCGGUUUCUAGGAUAUUAGAAGCCAACUUUGGUCGUGAUAUUCCAUCUGAACGACAAUUACAUGACAAAUCCCAGGCACCACCACCUUAUUCUCCAUAAGGAAACGAUACCCCCUUCUCAUUUUAGUUCUUGAAAAUAAAAUAAAACUGAAAUCUCUUUCUAAAAGGCCC
This is a messenger RNA of Rhizopus microsporus ATCC 52813, 1188 nucleotides long. RefSeq lists its product as uncharacterized. The record is from RefSeq and is a predicted model, not a curated record. Lineage: Eukaryota; Fungi; Mucoromycota; Mucoromycetes; Mucorales; Rhizopodaceae. Bases 386 to 1117 code for a protein of 243 amino acids. The transcript is spliced from 2 exons.